CCAUCGAAUUCGUGCCUCACCCCGUUUUCACCCAACGCUCCGUUUCGCCACAGGGGCAGGCAGCUCGAAAAGAUGCACGAGAUAGUAACACUGCAGCUGGGCCAGCCCAGCAAUUAUUUGGCAACGCACUUCUGGAAUGCGCAGGAGGCAUAUUUCACCUAUUCUGACGACGAGGAGUCGCCGGUCAACCACGAUGUCCACUGGAGACCGGGUAUCGGGGCGGGUGGCUCCGACACCUACAUGCCCCGGACAGUCAUAUAUGACCUGAAGGGUGGCUUCGGCUCCAUGCGCAAGAUCAACGCGCUAUACGAGGCCCAAGAUGGCCAGACCCCACAGGCCCUGUGGAGCGGCAAGACUGUCGUCCAGAAGCAGACUCCCAUCGAAGUGGCCGAGUAUCAACAGAGCCUGGAAAAGGGCGAGACGCCCGCGGAGCUGACGCCCGGCUCGGUGCGGUACUGGUCCGACUUCAACCGCGUCUUCAUGCACCCCCGUUCCGUCGUGCAACUCAACGACUACGAGCUCAACUCGUCCAUCCAGCCCUUUGAGCGCUGGCAGGCGGGCGAGGAGCUCUUUGCCGAGCUCGACAAGGAGCACGACCUCCUCGACCGCGACCUGCGCCCGUUUGUCGAGGAGGCCGACCAAAUGCAGGCCAUACAGGUCUUCACCACUAUCGACGAUGCCUGGGGUGGCUUCGCAGCCCGCUACGCUGAGCGCCUGCGUGACGAAUACGCAAAGUCGAUCGUCUGGGUCUGGGGUCUGCAGGACUCCGCCCCGGGCCUGAACAGGGAAAAACGCCUCCUGAGGAUGUCCAACAAGGCCCGCGCCCUGACGGAGCUCUACAAGCAGGCAUCGAUCGUGGUGCCUUUCUCCAUGCCGCGGUCUCUGGCUUCGCAUAAAGCCUUGACGUCACGACUGGAUACUGCGUCCCGCUGGCAUACGUCAGCCCUACUCGCCUCGGCCCUCGAGACGGCUACUCUCCCAUCCAGACUCAAGCGCGGCCCCAACAGCGAUAACAUGGAUAGGAUGGCCGAGUGGCUCAACGUCAUGGGGAAGCAGACCAUCGCGACCCUGCAGAUGGACGUUGUGCAUGACGAGCCCGAUGACUCGUCAUCAGAUCCCAGGCAGCGGCCAGAUGUUCUCAAGAAGUACGCCAUCGACGGCGGAGAUGAGUAUGAUGGUAACGAGGACACGGUAGAAGGGGCCAGGGGCGUGGACCUGCCGAUCGACUUUACGACACACGACGAGUUUGCGUCCCCCUCGCGCCAGAACGGGCACAAGUCGCGCCGGCACAUUUUUGGCCAGACGGUUUCUGUCCGUGGUAUACCACCGAGCGAGGACGCGCCGGCGCAGGACCGGCGGUUUGCUAGGCAGCACCAAGGAUCGGGGAAGGCUGCAGUACGGAGCUACUUCUCCGACCUGAGGUUCCCCCAGCCGGACAGCUUCCCCUCGAUAUUCUCCACGGCCUCGGGUGAAGCCUCAAAGGGCGCGCUGCCGGUCAUCGGAUCGUUGACCACGGACAGUGCAACGUCGGACAGGCUCAAGCUGCUCCGGACCAACGUGGCCCGAAGCAUCGGCGUCGAGGAUAGGGAGGCACUGAGUAACGAGCUUGCACAAAUGGCCGAGGAGUACCACGAAGGCUGGUCGAGCGGCAGCGACGACGGCGACGACGACUGAAGAUCAUUCGGUAGGUGUGUGCCGGGUAUCUAAGUGCUUUUUUAGGAUGCCGUUUGCUUCCGCCUUCGUAUCCAUAACACGUUACAUCUCCAAUAGGCAGGCAGGCGUGGGCGGGUGAAUGUGGGAAAGAGAAGGGCCCAGAAAUUCGGAUAGCACAAAGGUAGCAAACGUGUUCCAGUUUGACGACAAUGGCCGUUGACCGCCUGAUGUACCACCCGGGCUUUUUCUUGGCUCGAGAUUGAGGGUCCAUUUGCCGUUUUUAUAGAUGCUUCUGCCUGGCCCA
Gaeumannomyces tritici R3-111a-1 is the source of this 1957-nucleotide messenger RNA. RefSeq lists its product as hypothetical. The record is from RefSeq and is a predicted model, not a curated record. Gene Ontology annotation, biological process: mitochondrion distribution. The transcript is spliced from 5 exons. The coding region runs from base 73 to 1674 and encodes 533 amino acids. Gene Ontology annotation, cellular component: cytoplasm. NCBI's taxonomy places the organism in Eukaryota, Fungi, Ascomycota, Sordariomycetes, Magnaporthales, Magnaporthaceae.